Molecule: messenger RNA, 1885 nt
Organism: Gossypium raimondii (Peruvian cotton)
Lineage: Eukaryota; Viridiplantae; Streptophyta; Magnoliopsida; Malvales; Malvaceae
Exons: 1
Coding region: 867-1790 (307 amino acids)
Source: RefSeq, a predicted model, not a curated record
UAAAGCAUGAUGCUAAUACAUUCACAUUGAAUGCUCAACAACGUGAUCAAGCCCUCCACACAUCUUCCUUUCUUUUCUGUCCUUUUGGUGUUAUCCAAAUCCAAUUGUAGAAUUAUUUCCCUUCUCUUGAGACAAAGAUUGGGUGUCCAAUGGAUGAUGUAGAUUUCUCAAAACAAAGUUUGGCGUUUUUGGAUUGUUUUUCCUUACAGUAAUGGCAUGUUGCGAUGUGAGUUUAAGGAAAGGGUCCAUUCCAUUAAUAACUAUUUCUUUUUUGCCUUUAAUUAUGGGCACAACCCAGCAAUGGAGAAAUGGAAGUAGAUAAAAAAACAAAAUUCUGAUAAAAAAUAUUAAAAAAGAAUGAGUGUACAUGAAUGAGAGAAAUACCUUUUUUAGCUUUUCUUUCUUUUGUGUAACGCUUUUAUUAAAAACCCAGCCUUUUUGCCAGUUUUCAUGAAGUUUUCCUUGUAUUUUUUUUUGCCCUCCAUCUCUCCCAUGUGACUCAUCCUCUCUCUUCCUAUGUGUUUUGUUUUGUUUUUAAAUCAAAAUAAAUUUUUUGGCCAUUCUUGAGAUGGAACUAAAGCGGACAUUGAUAGUGAAGCAUAUCUAAGUCUGCUCUAUCUAUAUAUCUCUCUUUCUCUUCUGUACAACCUUAAAAGUUGUCCGAAAACCAGACACCCAGAUUGAGAAACUGAGUUUUGAAGCUUUUCGGGAAGUGGGUUCUUGAGUUCAUCAUCAAUUAUCUGAGGUAGGACUGUUGUGCUAUCAAUUUGUUCUUUCUUUUCUUUUUUUGGGUUAGCAAAAGGGUACCAAAAUCUCUGCUUUAGCUAGAGAGGAUUAGUAAAAAGAAAGGAGAAAAUUUGCCUUUUAUGGUUACUAUAAUGAGGGACUUCCCUUCUUGUUUCGGUGAAAACGGUGUUCAAGUUGCUGAUUCAUCGUCGUCAUCGUCGUCAAGUGCAGCUAAAGCUGCUCAGAACUUGGUUACUUGUGUUUAUCAGUGUAGAUUACAGGGUCGUUCAUGCUUGAUUACAGUUACAUGGACCAAGAAUCUGAUGGGUCAAGGCCUUAGUGUCGUAAUAGAUGAUUUAGCCAAUAAUUGUUUAUGUAAAGUUGAUAUAAAGCCCUGGUUGUUCUCUAAGAGGAAAGGAUCAAAGAAUUUAGAGGUUGACUCUGGUAAAAUUGAUAUAUGUUGGGACUUGUCUAAUGCUAGAUUUGGUGUUGGGCCAGAGCCAGUUGAAGGGUAUUACUUGGCUGUUGCAUUUGAACAAGAAAUGGUGUUACUUCUUGGGGAUUUGAAAAAGGAAGCUAUCAAGAAGAUUGACACCAGUGCUCAUCUCAAUUCCAAUGCUGUUUUUAUUGCAAAGAGAGAGCACAUUGUUGGGAAGAAGUUUUAUGGUGCCAAGGCUCAGUUUUGCGACAAGGGACGGAUGCAUGAUGUGGUAAUUGAAUGUGACACGGUCGAUCUUAUGGAUCCAUGCCUUGUUAUACGCAUCGACAGUAAGACGGUCAUGCAGGUGAAGCGGCUCAAGUGGAAGUUCCGCGGCAAUCAUACCAUUUUAGUGGAUGGACUACCAGUGGAAGUGUUCUGGGAUGUGCACAACUGGCUAUUUGGCAAUGCUUUGGGCAAUGCGGUUUUCAUGUUUCAAACUUGCCUCUCUGCUGAGAAAUUGUGGGCAAACCAGUCGGUUAUCGAUCCAUCUGUAUUGACAUGGUCUUACUCUCAAAAGUUUAGAGAUCAUCAAGCACACGGACUUGGUUUUUCAUUGAUAUUGUAUGCUUGGAAACAUGAAUAGAAAUUACUUGUGAGAUUUCAAAUGUACUUGCUGCUAUGAAAUUCAGAGAUAUGUGAUUAACAUAUAUUACAUGCAAACCUAGCAGUUGUUAUUCA